GGGGCGCCUGGGUGUGAGCGCGGGAAGAUGGCCGAGCCGGUGUCCAAGUCUGUGCUGUUCGUGUGUCUGGGUAACAUCUGCCGAUCACCCAUUGCAGAAGCAGUUUUCAGAAAGCUUGUAACUGAGCAAAAUCUUUCAGAUGACUGGGUCAUUGACAGCGGCGCUGUUUCUGACUGGAACGUGGGCCGGUCACCAGAUCCAAGAGCUGUGAGCUGCCUCAGAAAUCAUGGCAUUAGCACAGCCCAUAAAGCACGACAGGUUACCAAGGAAGACUUUGCCACGUUUGAUUAUAUACUUUGUAUGGAUGAAAGCAAUCUAAGAGACUUGAAUAGAAAGAGUAAUCAAAUUAAAAACUGCAAAGCUAAAAUUGAACUCCUUGGGAGCUAUGAUCCACAGAAACAGCUUAUUAUUGAAGACCCCUAUUAUGGGAACGAGUCCGACUUUGAGACCGUCUACCAGCAGUGUGUGAGGUGCUGCAGAGCUUUCCUGGAGAAGGCCUGCUGAUGUCGCACCCGUGCCCCUGGCGAGCCCCACAGGAGCCACAGUGAGGCUGCAGCUGCUUCUUCGGUUGACCCUGUUUCUUAAAUGCUUGUAGAUGGAAAUCAGUUACUGUAUUUGGCAAAUAAAUAGAAAUGUUUCAUCCA
Molecule: messenger RNA, 644 nt
Organism: Neofelis nebulosa (Clouded leopard)
Lineage: Eukaryota; Metazoa; Chordata; Mammalia; Carnivora; Felidae
Product: low molecular weight phosphotyrosine protein phosphatase
Exons: 1
Coding region: 28-504 (158 amino acids)
Biological process (GO): protein dephosphorylation
Cellular component (GO): cytoplasm
Molecular function (GO): acid phosphatase activity; non-membrane spanning protein tyrosine phosphatase activity
Source: RefSeq, a predicted model, not a curated record